GUGAGCUGAGGGUGUGCUGAUACCGUUUGGAUACGAACUGGAAGAACAGGAGCUUCGUCUCAAUGCAAAGAGAAUGGCUGAAGCUGUAGCCCAAGUAGCCAGGAGAGUGAAUGAGGUGGUAGAAAGUGGAGGGAACCAUCUUGAUCUGUCAGACUGUUCCCUGAAUGCCUUCCCAAUUGGCCUGUAUGUAGUUUUGAAGCCAGUUGCACAGAACAUUCAUUCCAUCAAUCUGGCCAACAAUGAAAUCAAGGCUUUAACAAGCAAAUUCUUCAACACGUUCACUUAUGUUAAAGAACUCAAUCUGGCAGGAAAUACCCUUCAGCGCCUCCCUGAUGAAGUUAACACUCUUAUCCAACUCAAGUCGAUCAAUCUGUCAAAAAACAAGAUUCAGGAUUUUCCAGGAAACUUACUAGAUAUCAAGACUCUUGAAAUCAUCAACCUGGAGGACAAUCAGAUCACAGAUGUUCCAGUUGACAAGUUAAGUUGUAUGCCAUCUCUUCAGUCUGUGAACCUUAAAGCAAAUCCAAUAAAUAAGGACAGCCUGGAACUUUUGGGAAUCAAGUUUGAGCUGCUUAUCUAAGCCUGUAACGAUAGGCGACGGAUCAGAUGCCGACGACUGCACAGCUGAUUUACGCAAAAUGGAAUCAAAUAUGCACUUCUCUGGUGUUAAACAGUAGGAGUCAGACUUUCAGGAAAAAGGCCAAGCAUUCAAAGAGUUAAACAGUACUCAAUCUGUAGGUACCACAGAAUAGAAAAGGAAUGGAAAAUUUGUGAGUUCUUUUACUAUGUGACAAAUAUGAAAAUAUCUUGUGAGUAUUUUUCCUGAUUGCUUGAUAACUACAGGCUUUAGCUUAAUGUUCCUGCAACGGGAACUGAUUGGUAAUCAGUGCUGCCUAAAUGUAUAAUUUUAAGCAGAUGGGUGAUACUUUCUAUGCAAGAUAGGUUCUAGAAAAUUCUGUAAUCACUGGUUUAUUUGAUUUUUUAUUUAACUUUGGAAUCAUUUUUAAUCAAAAUAGAUACAAGCAUUAAUAAAUCAUUAAACAGAUGUA
Molecule: messenger RNA, 1049 nt
Organism: Xenopus tropicalis (tropical clawed frog)
Lineage: Eukaryota; Metazoa; Chordata; Amphibia; Anura; Pipidae
Gene: lrrc20
Product: leucine rich repeat containing 20
Exons: 5
Coding region: 74-580 (168 amino acids)
Source: RefSeq, marked provisional